Molecule: messenger RNA, 2476 nt
Organism: Hylaeus volcanicus
Lineage: Eukaryota; Metazoa; Arthropoda; Insecta; Hymenoptera; Colletidae
Product: coiled-coil domain-containing protein 50
Exons: 5
Coding region: 223-1248 (341 amino acids)
Source: RefSeq, a predicted model, not a curated record
AUACUUCCUACACGCGUGAGAACGUUUCUACUCACACCAUGAAAGGAGAAAUGUACUAUGUUUGAAAAGACACUACCACCACUCGUGCAUUGCCUAUUCACUGCCAUUCACUGCUAUUCAAGAUGGAGAGAAAACGACGUACGUCUUCCGUAAGGUGGUUGUAAACAAGACACUCGUUCAAGUCGAGAAUUUCUCAGCAAUAAGAAUAGCAAGUAAUGAAAAAUGGCAAAAUCUGUGCUGAGCUCUGAUACGCUGCCCAAAGCUGGUCGAGUGAACGAAGUUUGUCGAGAAUGGCUAGUGCACGAAGACGGAGCCCUCGCCUAUCGACUUCAGGAUGAGGAAAUCAGAGAACACUACACUGGCAACAAAGUUCGUAAUGCUCAAGUUAGGGAGGAUUUACCAAGGGCACGUGUUGAACAGGAGUUGGAAACAUUAAAGUACCAGAGCUACGUUCAACAACAGGAGGAACGAGAUGCGCUGAUAGCAAAACAGGUUGCGCUCUCUUUAGAACGGGAAGAGAAAUUGAAAGAACGGGAGUUACAGGAACGGAUGAGAUUGCAGUUAAGAUUGGACGACGAGGCAGCACAGCUUGAAAUUAAACGACACAUUCAAGAAGAGAAAGACGAGGAAUUGGCAAGAAAGUUGCAGCAGCUGGAGGAAGAAAAUGCCACGGACAAUCCAGAAGGGCCUGUUGACGAGCAGUUUUUGCAGGAUCAAAAGAUAGCAAUGGAAGCACAAGAUGCUGAACUGGCGCGCAUGCUUCAGGAAAAAGAACGUGCGAAGGUCAGGAAGGCAAGAGAGAGAGCAAGGCAAAGAAAGUUAGAACGACAGCUUCAAAAACUAGAGGAACAAAAUCUAACAGAGAAGCCACAGAGACCAGACAAACUGGAUUUGAAAAGUACACCGAGUAAGAGCAGAAUGCCGUAUACACUAAAUUGCCAGCAGUAUCCUAAUCCUGAGGAAAUACAAACUCUAGAUGAUCCUGUUGAAACUGUGCGAGAAGUACCGAAUGUAGCUGCAAUUAUUGAUCCUACAUACAACGGAACACAUCGCCAUACUUCUAGUAGUUCAAGCAGCACAGUUAGUCCCACGUAUGCUUUACCCACGCCACCACAAGAGCUUAUGAACGAGGAUGCUCCUUGCUAUAUGCCCAUACAAGGACAACGACGAAAUCAAAUUCAGUCUCCGUCCCAAGGUCAUGAGGAGAAACACAAGCGUAGAGUUAAGGAUGGUUGCAAACAACAAUAGAUAAUCCUUAACACUUUAACUUUUCAGAAUUUAUAAUCUUAGAAAAGGAUUUUCUAAUACUUCUAGAACAUUUCGUUAAUAUCAAAAGCCUUGUCUGUGUCCUCAAAUCAAGCAUUAUAAGCUAGACAACGAAGAUUGAUAGGCUCUGAAAGUUGAAGGUUGAUAGAUGCUGAAAUUAAAAAAACUUACAUAAAGCGUUCAGUUUCAUUUACUGAGACGUGCUGUCAGUUUUUUGUUGUUGUUGCCAUGAAGAAGUAGUAUAAGUUAUUUAGAAAUUAAGAAUUACUUUGCGAACAAAUUCAUAAUUAUUCUGAUUUUCUUCUUGAGACAGUAACUCUUUUUCAUGUCCUGUAAAAAAUAAUAAUCCUUUGUAUAGCAUAAGUGCGAACGUGCCUUUUGGAAGAAUAUAGUGCAAGGAAGAUCUAUAAAUCUUGAACAAGAUCUGUCUUUUGCUACAAAUAGUUCAUAUCAAAUUCAAGUACGAUAAUACUUGUACUAAGAUAUUGUAUAGAUUUUUAUGAGAAACUAAAUAGGAGAUUAGACAAUCAGAAUUAAGGAUACAAUAAAAUAAGCAAACAAUGUACAAAGAUUGACCGCUUAGGCUAAAUACAAAAUGAAAUAAUUUAGUUGACGCAGACUUUAUAUUUUACAUUCUAAAAAAAAUUUAUUAUAGAUCUAUUGUACAUAAAAAUUAUGCUUGCUUUUUAGAAGGAAAUGCUUUUUUUCUAAAUAUUUAAGGUACAGAUCAAAGAAUAAUUUACUGCCAAAGAUAACGUUAGUAACGUUCAGUUUGUACCAGACGAUGAAGUUAAGUAUUACCAAGAGAAAAAAUCCAUUUUGAGAGAAAUGUGAAGUUACAAAUACGUGCUUUAAUAUGCUGCUUAACACGUAGAAUAAAUAUUUUUUAAUAAACUGUUACAGUUCAAAGUUGUAGAGAACUGUGCGCAUGUAUUGAUAAUCUUUACAAGAUUUUGCUUUAGCUGGAAAUUGUAAGUUUGAGAAUAAAUUUAAAUAUAGUCUGUCUUAACCUAUAUAUGAAUUAUACUCACAAACGUAUGCACGUUCAGUUUGUUUGCAGUAUUAUUUAAUACUGCUUUAGAAUUUAAACGACUUAUUAUUUAUGGUGACUGGAAAUUUAUUCGAUAGAUAUAUGCAUUAAUUCUUUUUUUACAUUUAUUGUAUGAAUACAGCUAUACACGAGUAUAUCAAUAAAUUAUUUACAAAGUUA